CGGCCCGGAUCACCUGGAGCCAGGCGGAACUGAGGGGUUCUGGUCACUGCCCGAAGAACCUGGCCCUAAGACUCACCUGUGCGGGAGGCGGAGGCGGGGCCAAAGCAAGAACUCACCUGACUCGACCGGAAACCCGACCCGGGAGUAGUCCUCAGGUGGCUCAGCGCCAACCCGGAGGUGCCCCGCGGCGGGCUCCACCUAAGCGACCAUCCGCUGUCCCACCGCGGCCGCCAUGACCUGGAGCAUCACCGCCCGGGGCGCCCACCAGCCGGACAACACCGCAUUCACGCAGCAGCGCCUCCCCGCCUGGCAGCCGCUGCUGUCGGCCAGCAUCGCGCUGCCGCUCUUCUUCUGCGCCGGCCUGGCCUUCGUCGGCCUGGGGCUGGGCCUCUACUACUCCUCCAACGGCAUCAAGGAGCUCGAGUACGACUACACUGGCAGCUCGGGCUCCGGCAACUGCUCCGUGUGCGCCGCGGCCGCCCAGGGCCAUGCGCCACCGCCCAGCUGCUCUUGCGCCUGGUACUUCUCGCUGCCGGAGUUCUUCCACGGCCCCGUGUUCUUCUACUACGAGCUCACCAACUUCUACCAAAACAACCGGCGCUACAGCGUGUCCCGCGACGACGCGCAGCUGAGCGGGCUGCAGAGCGCGCUGCGGAACCCGGCCAACGAGUGCAUCCCCUACCAGCGCACCGCGGCCGGCCUGCCCAUCGCGCCCUGCGGCGCCAUCGCCAACAGCCUCUUCAACGACUCCUUCUCGCUGUGGCACCAGCGGCGACCCGACGGACCUUACGUCGAGGUGCCGCUCGACCGCAUCGGCAUCGCUUGGUGGACCGACUACCAUGUCAAGUUCCGCAACCCGCCGCUGGUGAACGGCAGCCUGGCGCUGGCCUUCCAAGGCACCGCGCCCCCGCCCAACUGGCACCGGCCGGUCUACGAGCUCAGCCCCGACCCCAACAACACCGGCUUCAUCAACCAGGAGUUCGUGGUGUGGAUGCGCACGGCGGCGCUGCCCACGUUCCGCAAGCUGUACGCGCGCAUCCGUCAGGGCAACUACUCCGCGGGGCUGCCGCGGGGUGCCUACCGGGUCAAUAUCACCUACAACUAUCCGGUGCUCGAGUUCGGCGGCCACAAGCUCAUCAUCUUGAGCAGCGUCUCGUGGAUGGGCGGCAAGAACCCCUUCCUGGGCAUCGCCUACCUGGUCGUCGGCUCCCUCUGCGUCCUCGUGGGCUUUGUCAUGCUGGUCGUCUACAUUCGGUACCAAGACCAGAACGACGAGGACGAGGUCGAGGAGUGAUUCCUGGUUUCAAAGGGCCCUUCCUGCUCUUUGCCAAAAUCCUCUCGCAAGCUGCUUUUGGCCGCCUCGCCCUUCUCCUUCUCCCAAUUCCAUCCAACCUCACCUCGCUUAUCCUCUUGUGGAUGAGGGGGCCAGA
Messenger RNA from Choloepus didactylus (southern two-toed sloth), 1430 nucleotides. It is a transcript of the gene CDC50B, whose product is annotated as transmembrane protein 30B. Gene Ontology annotation, cellular component: Golgi apparatus; endoplasmic reticulum; plasma membrane. The transcript has a single exon. NCBI's taxonomy places the organism in Eukaryota, Metazoa, Chordata, Mammalia, Pilosa, Megalonychidae. Gene Ontology annotation, biological process: phospholipid translocation. The record is from RefSeq and is a predicted model, not a curated record. The coding region runs from base 233 to 1294 and encodes 353 amino acids.